Messenger RNA from Linum tenue, 1021 nucleotides. Lineage: Eukaryota; Viridiplantae; Streptophyta; Magnoliopsida; Malpighiales; Linaceae. The record is from the annotation of a GenBank genome assembly.
AAAAAAAGACAAAAAAGAUCCCGAAAAGGAAAGUCGACAAAAUUCGAAUAUGGGAGAGGAUCAACGACCAUGGACCAACGUAUGUCCAGAGCUCUUGGAUUCCAUCUACAAGAGACUUCCAUCCCACGUCGAUGGUACACACUUCGGCAACGUUUGUAAGAACUGGCAUCGAGUCCACUCCCGCAUCGCACUUUCUAAUCCACUACCGGUGUUCAUCAAACGUGCGAAAUUGACCAGCUCAGACGUCAUCCAGGUGCAAGAGGGUGGGCGACUUUUGCUCCAACGGCGUCGUGAAUCUCUAAUCCCGCAUUGGCUUUCGGCACUACCCACUGCUCCCGGCUCGAUGAUCCUCCUGGUGUAUGCAGACCUCUAUUUCAGCGUGCUUCGUCGUGGGAAAAAUGGAUUUGAGCAAAAAACAUACGAUUUUUCUUUGCGUGGUAAAAAAGGACAAAUUUGCCUCGGUGUGGGUUAUAAAGAUGGAAGAUUCUUCUGCUUAUUUGAAAUGGGGGAUAUGUUGAUCUUCAGCGCCGACAAGAACGAGAUGAGGAUGUUGUUGGCAGCGAUUAAGCCUCUCCUUCCUGAGAAACUCUCUCGAUGGAAUGAUUUGGGUGUUCUGGCGGUGGUUGAAAAAAAAGUCAUGACUGCAGAUGAUCGAUAUCAUGAGGAACAAGAAAUGCUUGUGUUUAUCACUUAUUGGGAGCGAGAUUAUGAGGCAAGUGAGAAGGAUAACUUCCGGCUGGUGGGAGUGGACGAACAAGUUAUGACGACAAUGCGUGAUCUAUUAUUUGAGAAUGAUUAUGAAAAGGCAUUUCUGGAGGAUUGGAGCAACAAGGGAUUUAUUUUAGUGAAAGAACCGUUGCCAUUGAAGAUGAAUUUGGAAAGAUGUUCCUUGAAUAUGGUACUAUUUAUUGUUUCUGAAGUAGUUCUCAUUUUUGGUUUUAUCUUAAUCCUUGGAUUCAAAAAUUGAUUGUUAAGUUAUUCUCUUAAUUUUAUGGACAUGAUAAGGCAUGUUAAACCUAAC